Molecule: messenger RNA, 682 nt
Organism: Prunus dulcis (almond)
Lineage: Eukaryota; Viridiplantae; Streptophyta; Magnoliopsida; Rosales; Rosaceae
Product: multifunctional methyltransferase subunit TRM112 homolog A-like
Exons: 2
Coding region: 170-538 (122 amino acids)
Biological process (GO): tRNA methylation; rRNA (guanine-N7)-methylation; peptidyl-glutamine methylation
Molecular function (GO): protein heterodimerization activity
Source: RefSeq, a predicted model, not a curated record
AGACGCUCACCUUCCCCUCCGACUCUCUGUAUUCUAUCUCCCUUUCUCCAUCUCUCUCCACAUUGCUGCCGGCGGCCAAAUUUCAGUCCCCACCUUCGGAGAAUCAGAGGUCCUCAAGCAAAAGUGAAAGGAAAAAUCACUGCUGUUUAGGCUAGAUAGUUAGAGAGAGAUGAGGCUGCUAACGCACAACAUGCUAUCUUCCAACAUCAAAGGCGUGACCAACGGCUUCCCUCUGCGCAUUGAAAUAGAGAAGGUCGUGGAGAAGCAGGUUGACUUCAAUGCUGAUUUCCUUAGGAACAUGUUCCCUAAGAUCGAGUGGAAGGCCCUCGUGGGCGCCGCUCGUACUUUGGGCUAUGUUGAGCUCCCUGAGGAGGUUGAGCCUUCCAGGCUUGAUUCUGAAGAUUUUCUGCGCAAGUUCCAUCAUGCCCUUUUGGAGCUUCAUCUCGAGGAGGGUGCGCUUGUUUGCCCCGAGACUGGUCGCCGGUUUCCGGUUUCUAAGGGAAUACCCAAUAUGCUACUUCAUGAAGACGAAGUGUGAAUCAAGUUAUGGUGGACUGGACUGUCAUUGCUCAUCUUGUACUUACUGAAAUUAGAGAUUUUGUUCUGCAGAUUUUGUUACUAUAAAUUGGAAUGUUAUGGUUUUGUUUAGUUAUUAUGUUUUAUUUUGAUAUGUUGAAAAUCA